Messenger RNA from Fibroporia radiculosa, 648 nucleotides. RefSeq lists its product as uncharacterized. The record is from RefSeq and is a predicted model, not a curated record. Lineage: Eukaryota; Fungi; Basidiomycota; Agaricomycetes; Polyporales; Fibroporiaceae. The transcript is spliced from 2 exons. The coding region runs from base 1 to 648 and encodes 215 amino acids.
AUGGCGGGGAAGGGAAAAUCCGCAAUUGCUCAUACGAUAGCCACUUGGUCCCAUGCGCAUGGCGAAUUGGGCUCUCGUUACUGCUUCGAUCGAACACGACAAGCAGAUCGUCGACACGAAAAGAUAUGGUCUACGAUCGCGCGAGACUUGGCCGACCACGACCCCUUUAUCCGCCGUGAGCUUGCGCGUAUUGUGCUUCACGACACCAGUGAACUCAGGCAUACGGAGGCUGUCAGUCGACAAUGGGAACGGCUGCUUACUGUCCUGAACAAUGUGGCAUCGAUGGACAAGCCGGGACCCGUUCUAAUUAUUAUUGACGCACUGGACGAGAGCGGUGAGUGUGAAACCCGUGAACUAAUCUUGGACCUACUUUCUGGCAAGCGAGACGGAGCCUCACUUCGAACAACAAAGCUUCCCCCAAACAUCCGCAUCUUGAUCACCUCCCGCCCGCUGUCGGAUAUCCAUGACGCUUUGCACGAUUUACCACGCGUUCAACACGUAUCUUGGGACGACGAUGCAUUCCUGGAAUCUACGCAGCGUGACAUCAAGACGUACAUUAACGGCAAGCUGGGCCAUCAAGAUGCUUUCGGAGAUAGCGAUGUCACAGAGCUUGCGCGCAAGUCGGGUGGUCACUUUGAUAUCAGCUGA